AUGGCGUUCCACAAGUCGUUUGUGCUUUUGCUGUGCACGUUCCUCGGGCUCGUGUGCGGCACCCUCUACCUCUACCUGCUGUUUGGCCCCCAGCUCGCCCAGCGGUUAGACUACCUGGCGACCGAUCUGAGCCAGCUAGCGCUCUGUGGCCUGGUGGGCGUGGCUCUCGCCGGUCCUGGCGCCGGUAAGAUCGUGGACUCACGAGGGUUCCUGCUUGCCAUCGCCGUCGGGGCAGUGGUGAUCGCAUUGGCCUACCAAGGGCUCCGCUACCAGUACCUCGUCGGCGAAGCAGCAGCACUGGUGCCAGUACUGAUGGCACUCAUGUUCUUGAUCGGAGGAGGGCUGACGUUCAUCAAUCUGGCCACGAUUAAGUGCUGUGCGGUGUGUUUCCCGUCAAUUCGUGGUGUCGCUACCCUGCUCCCCUUAGCUCUAUACGGGCUUCUGGCGAUGGUAUUCAGUCAAAUGGCGCUGGUGGUGUGUCCCGGCGACACCGCCAAGUUCCUUGGCUUUCUUGCUAUUCUGGUGGUGGCAAUCACGGCGAUGUGCUUGCCGCUGAUCUGGUUUGUCGACCGUAUUGGCGUCGACGCUGUUGUCGGUACCGCCAAGACGACCACGGAAACUCCUCAUGUAACCAGCGAUAAAGAGAAACUGGCCACCACCAAAGCCUACGCCGCUAAGCUUGAACAACCGUCGCUAGUGUCGUCGCCUCAAUUCUGGGUGUUUUUCAUCGUCCUCGGCCUCGGCGCCGCCUUGGGACAAAUGUACAUUUACCUGGUGGGCUACAUGGCCAAAGCAUUGCUUCCUAAAGGCACCUCAGAGAAGAUAGCUGCCAAAACGCAACAGGGCCAAGUGCUGAUUAUUCUGGUGGCCAACUGCAUUGGCCGCAUCGUUGCUGGCUUACUAGGGGACUACGUGGUGCUGCGUAAAGUGCCUCGGAGUCUGCUAUUACUUAUCCCCACUCUGGGACUUGUUUUCAGCCAGUUGCUUGGUCUUACCAUCAGUGACGCCUCCCAAUUAAUGGUGGCGCUGUGGCUUAACGGCUUCAGCUAUGGCUUCCUCUUCUGCGCCAUGCCCGCAGUGGUAGCCGAUGUGUUCGGCUUGGAAAAGUUUAGUUAUAACUGGGGGGUGAUCAACUUAUCGCCGAUCGUGCCCCUGUACUUGUUGACUCUGUGGUUUGGCAAAGUGUACGAUGCCAACUCCGAGGUGGUGGUGAUGUCGCUGGCAGACGCCGCCACCGCGGCGCUGGUGGUGACCAAGACCCACCAGUGUCUCCACGGCGCCGGGUGCUACGCCCAGGUGUUCCGCCUCACCCUGUGGGUGGCGGUAUUGCUGGUGCUUGUGGUGUUGUUUUACUUCAGCCGGCGCCGGUGGCACGCCGCCCCCGUGGCCUAA
Molecule: messenger RNA, 1392 nt
Organism: Diutina rugosa
Lineage: Eukaryota; Fungi; Ascomycota; Pichiomycetes; Serinales; Debaryomycetaceae
Exons: 1
Coding region: 1-1392 (463 amino acids)
Cellular component (GO): membrane
Source: RefSeq, a predicted model, not a curated record